AUGAAUGUACGGCCGCCGAUAGAGGUCUCCACCCCAGAGGCCGUCCUCUCGGUCUCGUUUAACAACGACGCGAGCUGCUUCGCUGCCGGUCUUGACUCGGGCAUCUGCAUCUUUCACACAAAGUCAUGUCUCCUCAAGGCCUCAAGAGACUUCAACGCCGGCAUUGGUCUCGUCCAGAUGAUGGGCAUGACCAACUAUCUCGCCCUCGUUGGCGGAGGCAGGAAUCCCAAGUUUGCCAUGAACAAGGCUAUAAUAUGGGAUGAUAUGAAAGGAAAGGUGGCCCUGGAAAUCACAGCCUUGACAUCUGUCCGAGGCGUCCAACUUGGCCGAGAGCGCAUCGCUGUCGUCCUUCAGAACAGCGUCCGCGUCUACUCCUUCGCCAAGCCUCCAGACCUACUCCAUGUCUAUGAAACUGCCGAUAAUCUACUCGGCCUUUGCUGCCUCUCUGAAAAGAAGCUCGCUUUCCCCGGCCGAACACCCGGCCAGAUCAUGCUCAUCGAGCUGGCGACUGGCAACGUCAGUAUCAUCCCUGCGCAUUCCUCGGCACUCAAGGCCAUUGCUCUAAGCCCGGAUGGCGAACUACUGGCGAGCGCCAGCGAGAUGGGUACCCUUAUUCGCGUCUAUUCGACAAGCAACUGUGCCAGGCUCGCCGAGCUACGCCGUGGCAUUGACCCAGCCACCAUCUUCUCCCUAGCCUUCUCGCCCUGCAACACCAUGCUUGCCUGCACUUCGGACAAGUCUACACUUCACAUAUUUGACGUUGCCCAUCCACGACGGCCGGCCAUGAACCGGAGCCAGCAGCUCGGUGGUUCUGGGUCGGACCCUGGAGACGGCACGGGGAAGUGGGGAAUUCUCAGCAAGAUCCCUCUGAUGCCUCGAGUCUUUUCAGAUGUCUACUCCUUCACAUCGGCGCCUUUCGAGGCCGGCGACGAGACCAUGAUAGGAGGCAUCCCCUUCUCGGAGGGCCUUGUACUUGGUACAUCACAACCACCAAAGGGCGUCAUUGGCUGGAUCGGCGAGGAUAGCUUGGUGGUGAUCGGAGCAGGACACGACGCACGAUGGGAGAAGUUUGUCAUUGUAAAUGGCGAGGACGGUAAGCGACACUGCGUGAGGGAAGGCUGGAAACGAUAUCUGGGCAAUAGUUAA
This is a messenger RNA of Fusarium keratoplasticum, 1146 nucleotides long. RefSeq lists its product as uncharacterized. Lineage: Eukaryota; Fungi; Ascomycota; Sordariomycetes; Hypocreales; Nectriaceae. Bases 1 to 1146 code for a protein of 381 amino acids. The record is from RefSeq and is a predicted model, not a curated record. Gene Ontology annotation, cellular component: cytosol; phagophore assembly site membrane; extrinsic component of membrane. Gene Ontology annotation, biological process: nucleophagy; protein lipidation; protein localization to phagophore assembly site. Gene Ontology annotation, molecular function: phosphatidylinositol-3-phosphate binding; protein binding; phosphatidylinositol-3,5-bisphosphate binding. The transcript has 4 exons.